AUGAACCGGAGGAAAGCUCUUUCAACGGUCAAACUUUGCACAUUAGAGUUUGCUAUAUACACGUAUCAACGUUUACUACUUCCACAAUCUUGUCGUCAAUAUGAAUCCGAAGCCGGGAUCAAAAGAAAAAGAGAUACCAAGACUAAGAAACUUGAUAGCAGCAGACCCAAUGCGGUUGCGCUGACACUAGCAAAUCCGAUCAUCUCAGGGAAGAUCGAGUCCGGCGAAAACUGUUUCUUCUCGCCGUUGUCCCUCCAGAUUGUGCUCGCCACCACCGUAGCCGGGUCCAAUGGCAAAAACAGAGACGAGUUACUCUCUUUCCUUAAGUUUGACACCGUUGAUCAACUCCAUUCUUUCUUCUCCAAAUGCGCCGAUUCUGUAUUAGCUGAUGGUAGCCCAUUGGACGGCGUUAAUUUGCGAUCUGCUAACGCGGUCUGGAUUGAUCAGUCUCUGUCUUUUGCAUCCCAUUUCAAAGACGUCCUCACUAAUGUUUAUAAGUCUCAUGCCAAUCAAGCUGAUUUCCGAGACAAGAAAACGCGGCGAGGCGAGGCGAUCAAGGAAGUGAAUGCGUGGGCUAAAGAAGAAACAAAAGGUUUGGUUAAAGAUUUUCUUAAGCCUAAGGACAUCGAUGAGUAUACGAGGCUGAUUUUCUUAAAUGCCAUAUACUUCAAAGGAGCUUGGGAAAGGAAGUUUAGUCCAUCAUUGACAAAGAAACACAAGUUUUACCUCUUGGAUGGAAGCACGGUUGAAGCCCCCUUCAUGACUAGUACGGAGAGGAAAUAUAUAAGCGCUUAUAGAGGUUUCAAAGUGUUGCGCCUUCCUUACCGACAAGGCAAGGAUGUGGACCGGAAUUUCUCCAUGUAUUGGUACCUUCCUACUGCCAAAGACGGGUUGCCUGGUUUGGUGGAAAAGAUGUCGUUCGACUUUGAAGCUAUAGGCAUUCUAAAAGAUUUGGGAUUGGUCCGGCCUUUUGUCCACGGCGGGUUCAAAGACAUGGUUGAUCCUCCCGGUGGCGAUGGACUACGCAUUCCGAGUAUUUUUCAGAAAUGUUUUAUUGAGGUUAACGAAAAAGGUACAGAAGCUGCGGCCGUGACUCGUUUUGUUGCUCUUUCAGUGCGCAAGACAAGUUACAAAACCAUUAAGUUUUGUUGCUGA
Messenger RNA from Oldenlandia corymbosa var. corymbosa, 1155 nucleotides. The record is from the annotation of a GenBank genome assembly. Lineage: Eukaryota; Viridiplantae; Streptophyta; Magnoliopsida; Gentianales; Rubiaceae.